This is a messenger RNA of Culex quinquefasciatus (southern house mosquito), 1169 nucleotides long. RefSeq lists its product as uncharacterized. NCBI's taxonomy places the organism in Eukaryota, Metazoa, Arthropoda, Insecta, Diptera, Culicidae. The coding region runs from base 557 to 931 and encodes 124 amino acids. The transcript is spliced from 3 exons. The record is from RefSeq and is a predicted model, not a curated record.
UAACCGUAAACGCCUAAGUCCAAAAUGUAAACAAACGUUUAGGUGAUUCGGGCGGUUAGUGAGUGGUGGUCCACGACGUCAAUCAAAACAGAACGCGUCCGCAGCCAGGACUUGGACGCGGAUACCUUCGAAGGAGGAUGGUGCGGGUGCGGAACAAGGUUAGGAAUAAGAGGAAAAUUGGUUUUCAAAAGGAUAAGGCCAGCUUCCUGCCGGAUCUGCAGUUGUAUCACGACCGAAACGGGACGCCGUUCAUGCGGAUGUGAAUUUGCACCGGUUGUAUUCUGUGGUGGUGGCCCGGGGUGGGUAGACGAGAUUGAAGUUGAAGCAGAUUUCAAUCCGCUUUUUGAACAAGUACGAUAAAGUUAAUUUUAACGGUGAGGAGAAGGAUCCGACGGAAGAGGAAUACGACGAGAAGCGGCAUAAUCGGAGGUGGUCAGCACGGAUGCUGCACUCGGUUCCGGCGGUUUACGACCAUUAGCAGCAUUAUGUGCCGGAAGUGAUGACGGGUCAGUGUGGGAUGUCCUGAGGGUCCGCAGUCCAUUUCUCGUUACGGGACAUGUUUGAUGAGUAUUACCUAAACAUCCGGAAAACAGUUUGCACCAGUUCUGGAAAGACCGUCUGUACGAAAGCCGCAGGUCCUGGAGCUGUCGUAAUCGGAUUACUUCCAGAGGUUGGAGCGAGAUCCAACGAACCUGAUCAAGAACAUCUACCUGGAAUACCGAAGAAGUCACCGCUACUCCCGCCCGCAAACGCUCAACUCGCGACGGCGCAGCUUCAGCCGGAUGAACUGGCAACAUCUGUGUCAUUCUCGAAGGAGGACGAAGUGAUCGGGAACUAUCCGUUCAGGCGCUUCACUUCCCAGCCGGUAAACGUCGACUUCCCUACCCGAAUCAACAACCAAUGGCCAACUCCUCCAAGCCUGUCCACAUGAUGGCCGGCAACGAGAUCGCCCUGUUCUCUACAUCGCUGUCGAGCUCCAAAAUGAAGGGCGCGAUGUUGCUGCCCUACGAAACGACCAUCCGUAAUCUGCUCAGCCUGGGGUCUUCGGACGCGGAAGUUAGCCAACCAUAAGCAGAUGCGUUAAAUACAACAAAAAACGAAAACAUACUGUUUUAAUAUUGAAAUAUCGAAAUAAAAUCCAUCACAUUUUUCUAAAAUCAUCACUGUAA